Messenger RNA from Physella acuta, 2063 nucleotides. RefSeq lists its product as uncharacterized. The record is from RefSeq and is a predicted model, not a curated record. Lineage: Eukaryota; Metazoa; Mollusca; Gastropoda; Physidae.
AGCCAACACAUGAAAUUAUAAAAGUCUAGUUUUUCCAAACUGCUCCCUGCAAUGAUGCCAACAUUCCUCUUUACAAUUUUAGCAAGUUUAAUUACAACUUCUCUAACGCAGGUCUGCCAAAAUGGAGAAAUUGUCUUCCUCGUCGACCUUUCCGAAAACGCAAAGUUCGCCGCUUCAACUAAUGAUAGCCCAACAGAUCUAGAUCUAGACAGAUUUGAUUUAUUGAGAAGUGCUUUGGACACGGCUUUAUCAAAUAAUUUGAUUGCAUCAUCAAGUACAUUUAGAAUCGGUGCUUUUGGCUACAGUUCUGACUACCAACCAACAAUAAUACCAUUCGGAACAAGCCCAACCAAUGCUCGAAAUAUGCUUCGUAUUUGGGUGUCUGGUCCUAAUGGUGGGUCCUGGACCUACAGAGGACUGGAUAUGAUCCUAUCACCCCCAACCACAUCAAACAACAGGCUGGUCAUCUUGUCAACUCAAGGAUCUUUCAAAUCCACAAGGAGGUUUUUGGCUCAAACUAGUUAUAACAGAGUUAAAGCACUUGGCUGGAAUAUUUUCGUCAUUGUUAUAAAGGGAAAGAACACUGUUGACUAUGAAGAGUUGAACUUUGGUGCAAAUGCCGUGGUUGCUAAUGUCACAGACCCGAUUAACCCAUCGAACCCUAAGAGCUACAGGUACCUGGCUCCAGAGCUCACCAAACAAAUCAAUUCAGUGUGUCUUCCUGUGGCUACUACAAGUACCACUAAACCUGUAAUACAAACAACAGCAACUACCAAGACAACAGCGACGUCAACGACAACACCUUCAACAACUACAACAAGAACUACCACGCCAUCAGCGUGUCAACCAAUAGAAAUAGUUUUCUUGCUGGACCAAUCAGAAAACGCGAGAAAAGCCUCCACGGAUAAAUCAAGCGGGAGGCAAUUCAACUUUCUCCGAGAUGCCAUUCAACGUUUUUUAUGGCAACCUGAUGUUCUUAUUGCCCUUUAUGAACUGAGAAUCGACAUUUAUGGUUUUAGUGGAAACAGCAGUGUGACGUUUUACAGCCGAAGAUCCUACCCUGAAGUUUCUCUGUUUCUAAUGGACAAUAUUAAAAAUAACAAAGAGACGUGGCUGUAUAAGGGGCUGGAGGUGAUCGACUACCGCCCGACCCACACAAACAACCGCCUGGUCAUCAUCACCAGCCAAACGUCAGAGAACACCGCCGUGAGACUACACACACAGAGAGAGCUGAGCAGGGUCCAGGCUUUGGGCUGGAUACCCCUGGUCAUUGCUGUUAAGGGUGAAAAUGAAUUGAAUUUGGAUGAACUAACGUGUAUAAAUGGCGGGAGAAGACCGAUAAUCCUUGAUGACUUGAACGACAAAAAUCCGCAGAGUUACCGCCUCUUGCCGAUGGCCCUUCAACUACUGCUGGACAAUGUCUUCUGUCAGGGCAUGCAGUCGGAUGUCUUGAAGAACCUUUGUGUAGAGUAGAGGCCCUUGAUUGAAUGGAGAGAAAUACAAAUGUCAUACUGCAUGACCUGGAAACAUUAAUCUUUAAUCAUUACUAUUUGUCUUAUUUUCAUUGAAAUAUGCAUCCACUUAAUCCCACAUACACACACACAAACAUACAUGCACAUUGUCUGAUUUCACCGUAAGACAUAUUUAGCAUCUAAAAAUUGUACUUAAAUACAACAGUUUACAAAAUAAAAAAAACAACUUUGAAGUAGAGCAAUAUUUCGACUUCUAAAAUAACGAAGCGCUCCUGUAUAAAUUCAUCUAGACAGCAUGCACAAGAGAAAUAUGUUAUAGUGUUACCUGUUUAAAAUAUUGUGACAUUAUUAUUAAUAUGAUCUCCAUUAGAUGUUUAGGUGAUGUUAUUUUUGACAAGAUUUAAACUUUAGUAAACAGUCAGUUAGGUUAAAGUAGAUUAAAAUGUAAAAUAAAAUGGCGAAGUGCCACACGUCAGAAGUUUUUGUCUGCCAGCCAAAUUAAACGCCCCUAACCACAGUACUUUUAAACCCAGUCAAAUCUUUAUAAAACAAAUAUAAAAACUCUUUUUUUUUUACAGCAACAGGCUUUUA